GGCGCGGGCGUGGGGCUGCCGCACGUGGGAGGGCGCUGGCCGGGCCGCCGCCGCCGCCGUGGUCUCCUCAGCUAGGCCGACUCGCGCCGCCGGCGCCGAGACUCCGCCGCCCGCCUCGUCCACCUCCAAGCCGAAGGACUACGCGCCCGCCGCCGCCGGCCCCUCGGCGCUCCCAUGAUCUCCCGGUGCCUUUCGGCUGUGCGAGGCCUCCACAGAGUUGGUGGUUCCAGGAUUUUACUCAAAAUGACGUUAGGAAGAGAAGCGAUGUCUCCUCUUCAGGCAAUGUCUUCCUAUACUGCGACUGGCAGAAAUCUUUUAAGAUGGGAUCUUUCACCAGAGCAAAUUAAAACAAGAACUGAGGAACUCAUUGUGCAGACCAAACAGGUGUACGAUGCUGUUGGAAUGCUCGAUAUCGAGGAAAUAACUUACGAAAACUGUUUGCAGGCACUGACAGAUGUAGAAGUGAAGUAUAUAGUGGAAAGAACCAUGCUAGACUUUCCUCAGCACGUAUCCUCUGACAGAGAAGUACGAGCCGCAAGUACAGAAGCAGACAAAAGACUUUCUCGUUUUGAUAUUGAGAUGAGCAUGAGAGGAGAUAUAUUUCAGAGAAUUGUUCGUUUGCAGGAAACCUGUGAUCUGGGAAAGAUAAAGCCUGAAGCCAGACGAUACUUGGAAAAAUCAGUUAAAAUGGGAAAAAGAAAUGGGCUCCAUCUUCCAGAACAAGUACAGAAUGAAAUCAAAUCGAUGAAGAAAAGAAUGAGUGAGCUAUGUAUUGACUUUAACAAAAACCUCAAUGAGGAUGAUACCUUCCUUGUAUUUUCGAAGGCUGAACUUGGUGCUCUUCCUGAUGAUUUCAUUGGUAGUUUAGAAAAGACAGAUGAUGACAAAUAUAAAAUUACCUUAAAAUAUCCACACUAUUUUCCUGUCAUGAAGAAGUGCUGUGUCCCUGAAACCAGAAGAAGGAUGGAAAUGGCUUUUAAUACAAGGUGCAAAGAGCAGCACACUGGUGUCAAUCUCUGUGUAUAUCAAGAUGAUUUAAGCCAGAAAUUAAAACCCCUGGGUGAAGCAGAACGAGAGUUUAUUUUGAAUUUGAAGAAAAAGGAAUGUGAAGAGAGAGGUUUUGAAUAUGAUGGGAAAAUCAAUGCAUGGGAUCUACAUUACUACAUGACUCGGACAGAAGAACUCAAGUACUCUGUAGACCAAGAGUUCCUCAAGGAAUAUUUCCCAAUUGAGGUGGUCACUGAAGGCUUGCUGAACACCUACCAGGAGUUGUUGGGACUUUCAUUUGAGCAAGUGGCAGAUGCUCAUGUUUGGAAUAAAAGUGUUACACUUUACACUGUGAAGGAUAAAGCAACAGGAGAAGUAUUGGGACAGUUCUACUUGGACCUCUAUCCAAGGGAAGGAAAAUACAAUCACGCCGCCUGCUUUGGUCUCCAGCCUGGCUGCCUUCUCCCUGAUGGGGGCCGGAUGAUGUCUGUGGCUGCCCUAGUGGUGAACUUCUCACAGCCAGCAGCAGGUCGUCCCUCUCUGCUGAGACAUGACGAAGUGAGGACUUAUUUCCAUGAAUUUGGUCAUGUCAUGCAUCAGAUUUGUGCACAGACUGAUUUUGCACGAUUUAGUGGAACGAAUGUGGAAACUGACUUUGUAGAGGUACCAUCACAAAUGCUUGAAAAUUGGGUGUGGGACAUUGAUUCCCUCCGAAGAUUGUCAAAACAUUAUAAAGAUGGAAACCCUAUUACAGAUGAUCUGCUUGAAAAACUUGUUGCUUCUAGACUGGUCAACACAGGACUUCUGACCCUACGCCAGAUUGUUUUGAGCAAAGUUGAUCAGUCUCUCCAUACGAACACGUCACUGGAUGCUGCAAGUGAAUAUGCCAAAUACUGCUCAGAAAUAUUAGGUGUUGCAGCUACUCCAGGCACAAAUAUGCCAGCUACUUUUGGACAUUUGGCAGGGGGAUAUGAUGGCCAAUAUUAUGGAUAUCUUUGGAGUGAAGUAUUUUCCAUGGACAUGUUUUACAGCUGUUUUAAAAAAGAAGGGAUAAUGAAUCCAGAGGUUGGAAUGAAAUACAGAAACCUAAUCCUGAAACCUGGGGGAUCUCUGGACGGCAUGGACAUGCUCCAGAAUUUCCUGGAACGUGAGCCAAACCAAAAAGCGUUCCUAAUGAGUCGAGGCCUGCACGCUUCGUAAACCGGGGAUCUUUGGUAGCAGUCCAUGUCUGGAGGACAAGUCGACAUCGCCAUGUGUUACUGGCCUGGAAACUGAAGGGAGUUUUUUGCAAGUGAAUAUUUAGAUUUCUAUUGACUUCCUUUUGUUUUGUAAUUUUAAAAAUUAUAAAGAUGUAAAUGGAAUUAUAAAUACUGUGACCUAAGACCCACUAGAAAGUAAUUGUACCAUAAAAUUUCAUAAAAAUGGAUUUGAUUUGUUUUUAUAAAAGUUUCAUAUGAAUGUAAUUUGAUUUUUUACUAUUAUAAUCUAAAUAAUAUAAUGGAAGAGGGCUAAGGAUUUUUAAAUUGAAUCAUAUAUGUGGUAUUAUUUGAUCCUUCUUAUAUCUUGAUGUUUUGUACUUGGGAUUUCUGGACUGAUAAAUGAAUCAGCACAUUCCUCUGGUAGAUAUUUUCUUAGAGCCCUGCAUCAGCUUUGAUCCUCUGUCUCACAGCAAGGUGUGACCGCUCCUUUGCCUGCAUACCUCAAGGCCAGGGAAUAUGCCUCAGUAACGCAUUUGUCUGUGUGUAUCAGGCCUCAGGGUCCCCAACUUUCUGCCACACUUCCAUUAUGUUCCUCCAUUUGGGUUUGUCUUUUUUGUCUUAAGUCCAGUCAGAGAAUAUCCAAAAAUCAUGUGUUUCAGCUAGACUGGCCUAAGGUACAUUGUAAGUUUUUAUAUCUUUUAUUACAGGAUUUUGUGUCUUGUAUUAGAAGCUCAUUUCCACUUCAACAUACAAGAUCGUCAGUCUUUGGCAUAUUUGCCAAUUAGAACACUAAGGCAAGUCCAGGCAUAUUUUUCUAUUCUCCCAUUUCUAACAAGGCAUAGGGACUUUGCCUCCUUUCCUGCCCACCUCACACAAAGUGGCAGGUAGACAUGUCACAGUGGCUCUGUAGAGUGCUGUGGGAAGACAGCUGAAGCUGUGCGGAGCAUAAAGAGUUCAGAAAGUCUGGGAGAGGAGUGCAUUCUGGACUGAAGCAUUUGAGGACAGCUGCUUUGAAGUGUUACUUGUGUGCUUAAACUCAACCGCGGGAAGGAGGCUCUUCAGUAGCCUAUUUUGUCUGGUGAUAAGUGAACCUUUGGAUCUCUCUUUAACUCUCUUUAUUAUGGGCCUAAAUUCCAGUUCUGCAGCAGACCAGUAAACUCACAGUAUUUAUUUUCCCCCAAGGAGUCUAUUCAAUAAGGAAACCAAGCAGAAUAAUUAAAAAAAAAAAUUUUUUUUAAAUUUUGAAUAUACUCUGCAUAGGUCUUCCAGUUGUUUCCCAGUGCAUACCUGAGGCAUGACUUUGCUGGCUGGGGACAAACUUAGAACCUUUCUAUUCUUUAAAUGUACUUUGUGCUAAAUAAAAAAUUAUUAUGUUACAUAAUAAAAUUAUAGACAGCAGGGAAAAUCAACAGCUAUAGCAACACAGAAGGAAAUUCUAAGAUUAUAAUUGCCAAGCAAAUACCUUAAACAUCCAUAUGAAAUCCUCCCCUCCCUUCUGAGAAAAUUUGCCCAGGCCAUUUCUAUCCCAAACUCAGUCAACGUCACUCCCUUUGGUCCCCAAAGCUGUUUUUGUGAUCUUAGCAACCAAUGGUAGUUUUCUUCUACUUUUUUUCUCCCAGAUGCUUCUGUUUUCCAGUUUCAGACCAAAAAACUCUCUUCAGCUUUUUCUAUUGCCUGAUAUGUCACCUUAACAAUAACUUUAGCAUUUUAAAUCUUAUUUCCCAUGGAAGAAUUAAUUGGUGUGGAAAAAGGCUGCAUACAAUAAAAUUACAUUAUUAU
Messenger RNA from Propithecus coquereli (Coquerel's sifaka), 3965 nucleotides. It is a transcript of the gene NLN, whose product is annotated as neurolysin (metallopeptidase M3 family). The record is from RefSeq and is a predicted model, not a curated record. Gene Ontology annotation, biological process: proteolysis; peptide metabolic process. Gene Ontology annotation, cellular component: mitochondrial intermembrane space. The transcript has 13 exons. Gene Ontology annotation, molecular function: metalloendopeptidase activity. NCBI's taxonomy places the organism in Eukaryota, Metazoa, Chordata, Mammalia, Primates, Indriidae. Bases 175 to 2187 code for a protein of 670 amino acids.